Messenger RNA from Mytilus californianus (California mussel), 1542 nucleotides. RefSeq names its product ficolin-2-like. The coding region runs from base 179 to 1369 and encodes 396 amino acids. The transcript is spliced from 5 exons. Lineage: Eukaryota; Metazoa; Mollusca; Bivalvia; Mytilida; Mytilidae. The record is from RefSeq and is a predicted model, not a curated record.
UAUCACAAGUAUCUAUCGCUGAGAAAGUAGACAUUCUAUUGAAAAAGGCAGAUGGCUUUUAUUAUGCUAUGAAACAUGAAAAACAAAGUAAUUGGCAUUCUUACAACAAUAUCUGAGAAGAAAUGUAAUAUUAAGAAUUAGACAUUGUCAAUGCUGGGAAUUCAGUCAUACGUGCCACAUGCAAUUAUUUAACCAAGAAGAAAUAAUGAUGUUCAACAUUUUGAUUUAUGGACUCACUUUGCUUGUGCUGGCUUCAACGGCCACAUCGAACUCUAAUGAGGAUGUACAGGUUCGGUUACUUGAUAAUCAAAAUGCUCCAUUAAUUGCCACCUUGGACAUGUCGAAAGCAAACGAACGUGUUAAGCAGUUUGUAAGUGAUGCUAUUGAAGCAAAAAUGAAAAAUAUAGAAGAGACUGUGAAAUCUAAGCAGUUUGUAAGUGAUGCGCUUGUAGCAAAAAUGAAAAAUAUAGAAGAGACUGUGAAAUCUAAGCAGUUUGUAAGUGAUGCACUUGAAACGAAAAUGAAGAAUAUAGAGGAGACUGUGAAAUCUAAGCUGUUUAUAAGUGAUGCAUUUGAAGCAAAAAUGAAAGAGCUGGAAGUAAAUUUGAAAUCACAAAUUGCCAAUUUUGAAAGGAACUUGACUGACCAGUUAACUGAUUACAUUAAUGAAAUGGUGGGCAAUAUAGCUGAAGAAAACGAAAAAACAGAAGAGCCCAAUCAACGUCCAAUUGAUUGCAAAGAUGUCAAAUUACAUAAAGGAAACGGAAUCUAUAAGAUAUAUCCCAAAAAUUUAGAGCCUGGGUUUGAAGUGUAUUGUGACUUUGAAACCGACAACGGCGGAUGGACGGUGUUUCAGAGAAGAUUAAACGGGAAGACAGAUUUUUACAGAGAAUGGGAAACGUAUAAAAAUGGAUUUGGAGAUUUGGAAGCGGAAUAUUGGUUAGGUAACCAAAAGAUACAUACAAUGACUAAGCAGGGACACUACGAACUAAGAGUAGACAUAUCCGAUUUUAAUGGUAACAAAGCUUUUGCAAGAUAUGCAACAUUCUCUGUAGGUGAUGCUUCUACAAACUAUAAACUAACUGUUACAGGCUACAGUGGGAAUGCUGGAGAUAGCAUGAUAUACAAUAAUGGUCAAGCGUUUACUACCAAAGACAAGGACAACGAUCCAUGGAUACACGCUAAUAAAAAAAAUAAUUGUGGAAUAUAUAAACAUGGUGCUUGGUGGUAUAAAAAAUGUACAUAUUCUAACUUGAAUGGGUUAUAUGUGGUAGGAGGAAAGAAUAGUGGUGAAGGAAUGUAUUGGUAUCAUUGGAAGAAUAACGCCUAUUCAAUGAAGUCUUCUGCAAUGAUGAUUAGGAGAUUGUAAUAGCAUAAGCAAGUCAAUUAAUAUUACUGCUACAAUAGAAGUUUCAUUUGAAAGAUUUCAUAUUGCAUUGUAUGAUAUUAUUUGUUUCUAAGCAGGAUAUCAAUGGAAGCUUUUUGCAUCUUGAGAAUGAAUUUGUCUAUUUUGACGAUCUUAAUUUUAGUAUAAAACUUGCU